Talaromyces marneffei is the source of this 1686-nucleotide messenger RNA. RefSeq lists its product as uncharacterized. The transcript is spliced from 2 exons. The record is from RefSeq and is a predicted model, not a curated record. Bases 1 to 1686 code for a protein of 561 amino acids. Lineage: Eukaryota; Fungi; Ascomycota; Eurotiomycetes; Eurotiales; Trichocomaceae.
AUGGCAAUAUGGCCCUUUGGUCGCAAGGGCAAGCGGCCCCGGAGUCAGAUGAAGGCCUCCGACGCCGCCGACCGCAGAUUAUCUUUCGAGGACGCCACUGACAAGUCUGUUGCUGCUGAACAUGCGCUCGUGUCUAGGAAACCGUCUCGGAAGCGAUCGAAACGUGAGAAACAUCGAAGUGCUCCUCCCUUGCGUCAUCAGGCUUCUGCUCGUGCUGUUGCGGGCGAGCCUGUUGGCCCGACAUCGACUUUUGCCUAUAACCUAGACGGCAACCACACAUCGCUCUCAAGUAUCGGCCAGGAUAAUUUCGCCGUCGCCCGUGCCACGCCGACUCUACAAAAGCGGGAUUCUGCUUCCAAGGGAAACACUUUGAAAAAGCGACUUAGCAAACGUUCUGCGCGAGAACUACAACGAGAGCGGGAGAUCAAGGCUUUGAGCUCUUCCCCCCCUUCAGGUAAUCCUCGUUUCGCCAACACCUGGGGCUAUCACGCUUCGGACGUUCGUCGCGGGCCCAGCGUUCGCAGUCGUUAUGGCGAUCACCAGACAUCUAACCAGAGUCUCGCGAUGGGCUCUCAGUCAUCCCUAUCGGACGCCUCUGAUUUAUAUACGUACAAAGUCAAUGCCCUCGCCGUCUUGACCCCCCGACCUGUUAUUCGAUAUUCAGAAAACCAUAACAAACACCUUCCUCCGCGAAGCACAAACCCGUCGUCGAAUUCGAUGCGCAAGGAUAUCAAUCUAGGCGAUGAAGACGACUGGAAAUCGCACAAGAGAGUUGCUGAGCUUGCUGAUGAUUUGGAUGCUUCUGCUCUAAGAGAGCUGCUAGAACGCGAUCGCCGACGAAAAGAGAAGAAGCGUUUGGAAGAUCAAGAACGAAGACAGCGUCGGUUACAGCGUAGACUCGAACGCGAACAGCCCGAGUCCCAGCAUGCGGAAGCACCAAACAAUGUUGAAGAAAUUGAUAUUGAAGAUUUGCGUGGCCGAGACAAGACUCCUUCCCCCGCCACGUCAUCUAGACAAAUUCGUCCAGAGAGUACAAUUGACGAAGACCGAACACAACAAACAGAAGAGAGCAUUUUUUCGCCAGACCAGUCAGGCUCAUGGCUACGGGAGCCUUCCAACAACAGUCAGCAACGUGAAAAGCGCUUCUCUGAUAUAUCGGCACAUGUCAUUGGCAAUAUUGAUGAUCGGUCAAUCCGUGCCGGAAAACAGGGUCAUGAUGUGAAUGCAAUGUCGGAAGAAGACGUUUCAAGACAUCGAUCACCGUUGCUCCAGGCCGUUGCCAAUACCAGCUCAGCUCGUAUGAGCAGCAUAGCUCAAGAGUCACUGUCGGACCUUUCGCGUACCGAGAACUCCGAAAAGCGCCUUUCAGACACAAGCAGCAGACGCAUGUCAUCUUGGAUAGCGUUCUUUAGGAGGAAUAGUUUGAGAAAGAGAAGGUCAAGAGAAAUUGAUGCGCCUCCCUCAGACUUCUCUAAUACAUCCCGAGAUUCAUUUAUGAAGGCGCAAGGUGCUGGUCCAUCUAUGCCGAUUCCCAUACCAGAGCGGAAUUUCCGACGUGCUGGCGCAUAUCGCUCUCAAUCUAAAUUUGUUGAACACCUUGAUAAUUAUCCCAUCUCCCCGCCGGAUUCGCGCAUGCAGUCUCCACUCCCAGUGCCUCUUGAAACGCCGUCCGAUGUCCUGGGAUGA